GGCCCAUGUGCUGCUGACUCGAAGGGUAAACAUUGGAGGAGCUCACAAUAUAUCGCCAGCAUGGGCAUUGCAGGCCUCCACUCGCUUCUGAAAUCCAUCCAGAAGCCAUGCAAUGUCAAGAAAUUCAAGGGCCAAACCCUUGGAGUCGAUGCUUACGGAUGGCUCCAUCGAGGGAGUGUUGCGUUUGCUCUUGACUUGGCUCUCAAUCAUCAAACGAUCGGGUAUGUCGAUUUCGCCAUGCACCGAGUUCGCAUGCUCCUUUAUUAUGGUGUCACUCCAUACCUGGUCUUUGAUGGUGGGAGAUUGCCGAGUAAAGAUUCAACAGAGGAGACCAGAGCAGCCCGGCGUGAAGAGAGUAAAAGAUUGGGUCUCGAGCUCUACCGAACCGGCCGUACCUCCCAAGCCCAGCAAGAAUUACAAAAGGCUGUUGAUGUAACCCCAUACAUGGCUCGGAUGCUCAUCGAAGAGUUGAAAAAGUUGAACGUGCAAUAUAUCGUUGCCCCGUACGAGGCAGACGCACAGUUGGUCUAUCUCGAAAAGGAGGGCAUAGUCAACGGGAUCAUUUCAGAGGAUUCGGAUAUGCUUGUAUUCGGUGCGAAGGUCUUGCUCUCGAAGCUCGAUAAGCACGGCGAUUGCAUUGAGAUCAACAGGAGUAACUUUUCUGCCUGUCGAGAUGUUAGCCUUACAGGCUGGACGGAUGAAAACUUUCGGCAGAUGUGCAUCCUCAGCGGGUGCGACUAUCUCCCUAACAUUCCGAAACUCGGGUUAAAAACCGCCUAUCGGAAACUUAGAAGGUACAAGACGGUGGAGAAAGUAGUCAAAAUCGUGCAAUUCGAAGGACAGAGUCGUGUGCCUCCGAACUAUUUAGAGGAGUUCAAACGAGCCGAACUCACGUUUCUUCACCAGCGAGUCUUUUGCCCAAGAGCUAGAAAGCUGGUCACUCUUAAUCCACUGCCGAAUAGCGCCCACGAGGGAUUGACCUUUAUUGGCAAUGACAUCGAACCCGAUAUCGCGAUUGGGAUCGCCUGUGGUGAUCUGGAUCCAAUCACUCAAGAAGUGAUAAAGAUAAAUCCAUCAUAUCCGGAGAGAGCAAGAAUGGCAAACAUGCGGCGUCGGACACUUCGUCUUGUUGAUGAGAAGGGACAAAAUAAGCCUAUAAGCUCUUUUUUCACGCCCAAGCGUAUUCCACUAGGAGAGUUAGAUCCGAACAGCCUUACGCCUUCUCCAAGUCAGCAAGCUCUGCUUGCGCAGAAUAGCCGACGUUCUUGGUCAGCCCGACAAGCCUCCACACCAACAAGCGUCCCGCGAGCUGUGUCUGCAUCUGAGCGACCUCCACAAGCACCAGAUGUGAAUAGGGAGUCGUUCCUGUCGCGUGCUGCAACGUUAGCUCGGCCUCUGCCAGCGAAGAGGCAGCGGCUAUGUUCUGAUGCUGCUGAAAACGAACCCGGCACCUCAGUAGGAGAGCGUAGUCGUUUUUUCAGGGGCAACUCAAUCACCUCCGAGAAGGAUGCUCUAAAAGGAGCAAAAUUCAAGAAGGCGAGGAAAGCAGAAUUUGGAGUCUUUUCAGAUGACGGCGUCGAGAAUAUUAUGUGUUCACUUCCUGAUAGCAUAGAUAUCGUUGCAUCACUUACACCAAGUCAGGGGGACGACCGGGAUACCACGUCGACGCCGGAACCCGAUGAAAAGGUGAACCCAUAUUCGGUCGUCUUCAGGAAGCAUACUGUCACUCACCAGAGCUUGCCCACACCGUCACCAGAAUGCAGCCAGAGCCCACUGGUAAGAUCGGCCCAGGGAAACAACAGCAACAACAACCGCAAAUCAGCUUCAUUGGGCCUCGAAGCUAGGUUUGCAUACGUUGAAGAAAACCACCACACGAAGCACCCGGAUACUGGUCGGAAUGAAGAGCUCCGUAAACCGCUCCGGGAGGGCGUGGCGAAUGGAGGCGGGGCAGCAUACUCUCAGGUCAGCAAACCGGGGAACCGCGCACGGAUGACCCCUCUGCAACGAUUACAGCAGAGUGCGCUGGGUAGAUCGAAGUCGAUGAACUUCUCUAAAAUGAACAUGACCAAGGAUGGACAAGCUCAGCGUGGAUACGAGUCGGACGAUUCGACAUCCAGGCCAACUCCGCUCGCGUCAUUUGAACCGAGAGGGAGUGAAGAUUUGAUUGUUCCAGGCACAGACGACAGCGACGACGGAUCGCUAUCUAAUGGGGAUAAGCCACAACUAUUUAUGUCUUUGGAUCUGAAAAAGUUUGAAUUCUUCCCAAGCUGA
Molecule: messenger RNA, 2271 nt
Organism: Coccidioides immitis RS
Lineage: Eukaryota; Fungi; Ascomycota; Eurotiomycetes; Onygenales; Onygenaceae
Product: exonuclease
Exons: 3
Coding region: 61-2271 (736 amino acids)
Biological process (GO): DNA recombination; DNA double-strand break processing; mismatch repair
Cellular component (GO): nucleus
Molecular function (GO): 5'-flap endonuclease activity; DNA binding; metal ion binding
Source: RefSeq, a predicted model, not a curated record